UAUAAAUCCACCACUCACGUUCUGUUACUCGUUACAGUCAACUUGUCGACCUUCACACCAACAACAAUUUAACAAAUUUCUCUCUCCGCACUUGAUCGAGUAAAGCACAAUCUCUCGCAUAAAAAAAAUCUGCGAGAGACGUAAGGCGAUAUUGACGCAGCAGAAGGGGGAUUAAAUCAAGUGAAACAUGAAGACAACGGUCGCUGAUCCAUGGUCGAGUGUCGAUUCAUGUGGGAAUAGCGAGGAGGUGGUGGUUAACAACGUCAAUAAACGACCUGACGACGAUUGCUUUGAGGAUUCCUUUGUCCUGCAAUCCUUUCGCGAGGAACUAGAAAAGUUGCCUGACUCCGAAGAAUACUUAGCCCGGCUUCAGUCCCGACUGGAAGCUCUCAAAGGAGGGACAUCAAAGCGUGAUCUUAUUAACUCCCUGUCCAUUGCAAAAGAGGAGUGCAUUGCAAGAUUGAUAACAGGUGGACAUAAUCUUGAGAUUUCUGAAGAACAAGAACUUGCAGCAAAUCCAGUCAUUAGGCAUAUUGCGCCACACUUGCAAGCUCUCACAGCAAACGAAUUGGUACAUUUGCUGAAAGCUGAUGUGCUCCAAGCUGUGGUAGACGAGCAGAAUAAAGAUUCAGAAAGUCAAGACUCCGAAAGCAAAUUGUCAGACAAUCUGUUGGACAUUCAAAUACAAGAUAGCAAAGAAAAUUAAUUAGUCAAUAAUGGCUAGCAAACCAUUUUCUGGUAAAGUUUAUUUUUUAAUUACUGGGGCCAGUCAAGGUAUUGGCAAAAAAAUUGCUGAAGUACUUGGUUCGUCUUUAGACAAUGGUUCCCAAGUUUUGUUGUU
Messenger RNA from Phymastichus coffea, 841 nucleotides. RefSeq lists its product as uncharacterized. Gene Ontology annotation, biological process: cilium organization. NCBI's taxonomy places the organism in Eukaryota, Metazoa, Arthropoda, Insecta, Hymenoptera, Eulophidae. The transcript has 3 exons. The coding region runs from base 188 to 706 and encodes 172 amino acids. The record is from RefSeq and is a predicted model, not a curated record.